Messenger RNA from Lodderomyces parapsilosis, 738 nucleotides. RefSeq lists its product as uncharacterized. Lineage: Eukaryota; Fungi; Ascomycota; Pichiomycetes; Serinales; Debaryomycetaceae. The record is from RefSeq and is a predicted model, not a curated record. The coding region runs from base 1 to 738 and encodes 245 amino acids. The transcript has a single exon.
AUGCUUAGACAGUCAAUUAGAAGUGCUUAUAAUGGAAACAUUGUUGCCAAAAGGUUUAUCCAACAAUCAUCAAUUAACUUUGCUAAAGGUGAUUCUUCCACUAUUGAUUCAUACAGAUUACCUUCACAAUCAUCAAUAAACGAAUGGGAAUUCAAAUACGAUUUCAUCCCAAAGACUACUCAGCCCAAAGUACCACCAGUUACUAAAGAGGCUGUCAAGCAAGAUAUUGCUCAGGAGAAAGCUAAAGCUGUCGAAUGUGAAUUAUUUGCAAAGGAGUCCAAUUCAUCAGUCAAGGUUGAAGCCAAUGAUGCUAAGGUAUUGCACGGUGGUGAAUCAGUAGGCGCAGAGCAUGUUCUUCGAGAGGAUAGAGGUAGCAACCCAAUUGAUUCAUCCAAACCAAAUGUGUCCAACGCCUCCAAACCAAAGAAGGCAGCUAAUCACGAUCAAUAUGUGCAAUCAUCAGUGAAUCCAGACAUUAAUCAAGCUGAUAUUGUCAAUUUGGGUGAGAAUGAAAUUGACCACAAGACUGAAGACGUUGGCAAGCAAGCACGUGUUGUUGAUGAUAUUGAACAUGAUAACUUGCAUCACCAAGGACAACAAGAAUCAUCAUCUUCAUCAUCAUCAUCAACUUCUUCUUCCUCAGGAAGCUCAAGCGUCGCUGGUGUGUUGGCUCUUUUAGGUGUAGGUGGAGCAGGAUACUGGUAUUACACUUCAUCCUCCAAGCCAGCUAAGAAGUAG